Drosophila bipectinata is the source of this 411-nucleotide messenger RNA. NCBI's taxonomy places the organism in Eukaryota, Metazoa, Arthropoda, Insecta, Diptera, Drosophilidae. The record is from RefSeq and is a predicted model, not a curated record.
AUGGACAAAUUCAGAGCUGAGGCAGACAGAAUUACACAAGCCGGAAUUUGGAAGCCGCUCAAAUUCAGUAAUUGGGCAAUUCCAAUUGUGCUUGCACCGAAACCAGGUGGCGCUAUUCGCAUAUGUGGCGAUUUUAAGCAUGCAGUCAACGCACAGAUCGAUAUUGAACAGUACCCGUUACCGACAAAAGAGUCUCUGUUUCACAUAAUACGUCACGGAAAGCAGUUCAGCAAAAUCGAUUUAAAGGAUGCUUAUCUUCAAAUGGAACUGGAUGAGGAUUCCAAAACUAUCAUGGUCGUCAACACAUCCCUUGGCCCAUUUCAAUACCAGCGUCUUCCCUACGGGAUUGCCAGUGCUCCAGCGAUCUUCCAAAGGUAUUUGGAGCAGCUUCUAAAAGAAGUAGAAGGAUAG